Molecule: messenger RNA, 2013 nt
Organism: Cynoglossus semilaevis (tongue sole)
Lineage: Eukaryota; Metazoa; Chordata; Actinopteri; Pleuronectiformes; Cynoglossidae
Gene: otop2
Product: otopetrin 2
Exons: 6
Coding region: 74-1858 (594 amino acids)
Biological process (GO): proton transmembrane transport
Cellular component (GO): membrane
Molecular function (GO): proton channel activity
Source: RefSeq, a predicted model, not a curated record
ACCUGUAAUGUCUUUAUAUGCAGUCAGAUGUGAGCAACUACUCAUUUGUGACUAGAUCUGAGGCAGAAAAACCAUGUGUUUGAACACAGGUCAUCCCUGCUGCUGUCUGACCGAGGGCAAUCCCUGUGAACCAUGUAGGAUGACGGCCAAGGAGACGGAGUCAGAAGGUGUCCCCAUACCCAGUAACAUCAGCUCAGCAAUCAACACCUUUGAGCACGACCCACCUAUCGCUUCCAUAACGGAGGGGAAGGAGAGGCGUCGGAACUGGGGAUGGGUGGUGUCCGGGAUCAUCUGUGUGAACGUCUUGAUGCUGGGCUGUGCCUUGUCCAGUGGCAUGGCUGAUGACAACAUCAAAAUCAAAACUUCAGACUUACAAAUUUACCUCAUCAUUCUUCUCCUCCUCACCACCAUCUGGAUGAUUUAUUACUCCAUCUUCACGCUGAGGAACGAUAACGCCGUUGUCUAUCAGGAUGCUCAUGCCGGACCAGUUUGGCUCAGGGGUGCAAUGGUUCUGUUUGGACUGUUGAGUAUUAUCAUGGAUAUUUUCAAGAUAGCCAGCUAUGUGGGCUACCUUCACUGUGACUCUGGUGUUAAGGUUGCAUUCCCUGUGGUCCAACUUGUCUUCUUAGUUGUACAGACCUACUUUUUCUGGAUCCAUUCAAAAGACUGUAUGCAGAUUCAAAAGAAUAUCACACGCUGCGGCUUGAUGCUCACCCUCUCCACAAACUUAGUUGUGUGGAUGACAGCAGUCACCGAGGAGUCAGUUCACCAGACAAUUAUUCCAGAUGACAAAAGCAAUUACACUAAACUCACCGGACGGAAUUUGUACAUCCAAAAAGCUGGUUAUGGAGACAGUAAAUGCAAGUGCAGCCAUUCAUCCUGCAGCAUCUUUAAGGAGGCCUAUUACUACCUCUAUCCCUUCAAUAUUGAGUACAGUCUCUUUGCCUCAGCAAUGGCCUAUGUCAUGUGGAAGAAUGUUGGUCGUGUAGCGGACGAUCACGCCCAUCACGACCUCAAAUUUAGGGUGAGGGACUCGUUCAUCGGUCCUGUACUUGGGGUUCUCUUGGCAAUCGCAGGCCUGGCAACGUUUAUAGUGUAUGAGAUGACCAUCAUAAAGGGUGAGGAGGAAAAGACAGACCAUGUCGUGAUGAUGCAUUUCAUCAUGAACAUAGUCAUAGUAACCACCAUGUCAAUUGCCUGUAUGAUUGGAAGCGCAGUGUAUAGGUUAGACCAGAGAGACCUUAAUUCUGACAAGAACCCCACACGUAGCUUAGAUGUUGGGCUGCUGGUUGGAGCGUCACUGGGGCAGAUCGUCAUCAACUAUUUCACAAUUGUAGCCAUGAUUGCAACUAAAGUCAAAGGCACCUUAAACAAGUUAAAUCUGGCUUGGGCUUUCCUGAUGGUCAUCGAACUGGGCCUGCAGAACUUCUUCAUAAUUGAAGGUUUGCAUCGAGAGCCCUUCCACGAGGCACCGCCUGUCACUGUGCUGUCAAAUCCAUAUGUGCUGCAGCUGGGCAAAGAGCUGAGUAUCAGCAGCCUUGAUGACUCAGACAUGGAGAAAAAGCCUUCUCCAGAACUCACAGAGAGCAGCCUGCACAGCCACACAGAUGGGCACCAGUCCGGUCUUUCAUGGAAGAGGCGAGUGUUGAAAGACGUUUGCGCCUUUCUGGUGAUGGGCAACAUUAUACUUUGGAUCAUGCCGGCCUUUGGGGCUCGGCCUCAGUUUGACCACGACACUGAAUCUGAAUUUUACAACUUCAAAACAUGGGCUGCUGUUGUUAAUGUGGGACUUCCCUUUGGAAUCUUCUAUCGCAUGCAUUCAGUCGCCAGUCUGUUUGAAGUGUUUAUGAUGUCAUAGCAUUGAUGUUUUCAAAACGUGACUAUUUUGUAUAAAUUGUACAUUGUUUUCAUUGUACUUUUUUUGGUAUCCUUUCAAAUGAAGUCAAUUAAGCUAUUUGUCCUCACACUGACUGUCAACACUCACCACCUGCUGCUGUUACUGUUCCUUUGUAU